Molecule: messenger RNA, 777 nt
Organism: Trachymyrmex cornetzi
Lineage: Eukaryota; Metazoa; Arthropoda; Insecta; Hymenoptera; Formicidae
Exons: 2
Coding region: 1-777 (258 amino acids)
Source: RefSeq, a predicted model, not a curated record
AUGAAUACGAUGAACAUAAUCCAGGAAUACGAGAGACGUUGCCUCUUUAUGCAUCGACGACUGCGCACAGAUCCACGAUGCCAUCCCAAGUUGCGCACUUUUGUGCAAUCUUUCAAGCUCAAUCGAGAGGCUUUUAUACGUCACAUAAUGUUGCAUUGCUACGAGAAGGAGUACAUAGUACUUGCAAACGAAUUGACAUUCGUAUUCUGGUAUGAAUUUGGUUGGACCGAUAAGAUGAUGGCAUAUGAAAACAUAAUACGUAUCACUGCCGAUGUAUCGCAAGUCGCUUUGAUGUAUUUAGACACAUUUCCCAAGCACACUUUUAUAAUGCUGCUAUACGCAAUCGUAAAGUUUUCUAAAAAUGUUAUAAUGAACAUGACAAGCGACAAACAUAAAACGAUUUGCUAUAACCUGCUGAGGACUUUGUCUUCUAUAAAUACUAUUGUCACUGAAACGUACUAUGGAAAAAUGUACGAUCUUUGGCUUAAGCGUAUUCAAAAUAUAGACCCACAUUUGGAAGCAGAAAUAUAUUUUGAUGAGAUUCAUAAAUGGAUGUACAACGUUUUUGAAUAUGAAUUUGAGACAAUGCCUCCUGUACACAAAAAAUGUAUUUGUAAUGAAAAUUUCUACUGUAAAUAUCACGGUUUAUUAAUUAAAAAAGAAAUUGCGGCAAAGUACAAUGCGUACAUAUUCGUAUGCGAAUGCAUCAAGUUACACAGUAAUACAAAUGUUCAAUAUUCCGAGCGAUUACUGCGGAAUUUAUGCCUGGAAGAGUAG